AUGAUUUACGAAGUACGCACCUACGACCUCAAACCCGGCGCCGUCGCCCAGGCGGAGGAAGCCUUCGCCGAGGCGAUUCCCCACCGCGAAAAGUACUCCCCCAUCGCUGCCUUCUGGCACACCGAAAUCGGCCCGCUCAACCAAAUCAUCCACGUCUGGGGCUACGAGAACAUCGAGGAGCGCAAUCGCAUCCGCGGCGAGGCCGGCAAAGACCCCAACUGGCCGCCGAAGAUCACCCCCGGCAACAUCCUCAACAUGAACGCGGAGAUCUGGAACCCCGCGCCUUUCAUGCGCCCCAUGGGCGGCGACCAGGCCCUGGGCGACAUCUACGAAAUGCGCGUCUACACCUACGAGAACGGUUCCAUGCCCGAACUUCUGCGUCGCUGGGAGGAAUCCCUGCCCUACCGCGAGGAGUUCUCCCCGCUGGCCGCCGGCAUGUUCACCGAGUUCGGCGACCUGAACAAGUGGAUGCACGUCUGGCCAUAUAAGGACCUCAACCACCGCGCCGAGGUCCGCGCCGCCGCCAGCAAGAUCCCCCAGUGGCCCUCCGGAGCCCCCGGCCGCGUCAAGCAGGAGACCAAGAUCAUGGUGCCGGCCAGCUUCUCCCCCAUGCACUGA
Molecule: messenger RNA, 618 nt
Organism: Geodia barretti
Lineage: Eukaryota; Metazoa; Porifera; Demospongiae; Tetractinellida; Geodiidae
Source: the annotation of a GenBank genome assembly